Messenger RNA from Meleagris gallopavo (turkey), 1158 nucleotides. NCBI's taxonomy places the organism in Eukaryota, Metazoa, Chordata, Aves, Galliformes, Phasianidae. The record is from RefSeq and is a predicted model, not a curated record.
CUCUUUCAGAACAUGGAAAAGGUGCUGGUCCCUUCUGUCACGUUAAUUGUAGGCUGUGGAGUAUCUUCGCUGACACUUUUGCUGUUGAUUAUCAUUUAUGUCUCUGUUUGGAGAACUCAGGUUUUUCCGUGCCUGGGGUAUCAUUGGAUCUGCUCAAGUCCUUGUCCUCUCCUGCUUUUCCUCAGGCUGGGCAGCACUGGGCAGCGCUGGUAUAUCCGCUCAGAGCGCUCGGUCAUUCUUAUCAACUUCUGCCUGUCCAUCAUCUCCUCCAAUGCUCUCAUCCUGAUCGGACAGACCCAGACCCGGAAUAAGGUGAUAUGCACGCUGGUGGCGGCUUUCUUGCACUUCUUCUUCCUCUCCUCUUUCUGCUGGGUGCUGACUGAGGCCUGGCAGUCCUACAUGGCCGUGACGGGUCGGUUACGGAACCGCAUCAUCCGCAAGCGCUUCUUGUGUCUCGGAUGGGGGCUCCCCGCCUUGGUGGUUGCCAUUUCUGUGGGAUUUACUAAAGCCAAGGGGUACGGCACCGUGAACUACUGCUGGCUGUCAUUAGAGGGAGGUCUUCUCUACGCCUUCGUGGGACCAGCUGCUGCUGUUGUUUUGGUGAACAUGGUUAUUGGCAUUCUGGUUUUUAACAAACUUGUAUCCAAAGAUGGAAUAACAGAUAAGAAACUGAAGGAACGGGCAGGUCAGAUGGCAGUGCCCCUUUACGGCAUGACGCUCAAAUGUUCCAAGUGUGGAGUAGUUUCUUCUGCUGAAGUUUCGGCCACAGCCACCAGUAACGCCAUGGCAUCCCUUUGGAGUUCCUGUGUGGUCCUGCCCCUCCUGGCUCUCACCUGGAUGUCUGCAGUUCUGGCAAUCACAGAUCGGCGGUCAGCGCUCUUCCAGAUCCUUUUUGCUGUCUUUGACUCAUUGGAAGGCUUUGUCAUUGUGAUGGUCCAUUGUAUCCUUAGGAGGGAGGUUCAAGAUGCUGUGAAGUGCCGAGUAGUAGACCGCCAGGAAGAGGGCAAUGGAGACUCUGGGGGGUCAUUUCAGAACGGACACGCUCAACUAAUGACUGAUUUUGAGAAGGAUGUGGAUAUGGCUUGUAGAUCAGGUGAGCACAUCACAGGUGAGAAUCGACAAGUGACCUGGUUUGGGGAUUGAACUAGGCCAUAUCUU